GCGCCGUGGGGGAGUGAACCCGCAAACUUCCGGGGCGCGGGGGGCCCCCUCCGGCGCUCGGGGCCCGGCGCCUCGGGAGGGCGCUCGCGGCGGCUCCUCGGCCCCCUGCGGAGGGCGAGCCUGGGGCCGGCGAGCAGCCGGGACGGCGGCGACGCGGUAACUUUCCUCCCUCUUCCCGGACUCGGGCGCGCGGGCCAGGAGGCGGCAGCCUGGACUGGGGAAGACUUGGUUUGGCCCAGCGGCACCCCGAGUUUGCCCGUCUUGCAGUCUUUAGUUGGGGAGCCCAGGGAAAGGUUCAGGACGAGUGUGGCGGCAACUGGUGUGUCAGUGGUGCAGUGAGCGGGCCGAGCCGAGAGGAAGCGAGAGCUCCCGAGUUUGCAAAGAGCUGCUUUGUGUUUGAACACCGUUAUGGCCACCCAGGUAAUGGGGCAGUCUUCCGGAGGAGGAGGUCUGUUCACCGGCAGUGGCACCAUGGGCAUGGCCUUGCCUAACGACAUGUAUGACUUGCCUGAUCUGUCCAGAGCUGAACUGGCUGCGCCUCAGCUCAUCAUGUUGGCAAAUGUGGCUUUAACUGGGGAAGUAAACGGCGGCUGCUGUGAUUACCUGGUUGGCGAAGAAAGACAGAUGGCAGAAUUGAUGCCUGUUGGGGAUAACAACUUUUCAGAUAGUGAUGGAGAAGGACUCGAGGAGUCUCCUGAGGUAAAAGGCGAGCCCAGUGGGCUGGAAAACAUGGAACUGGAGAGUUUGGAACUCAGUGUUGUCCAACCACGGCCUGUGUUUGAGGUGUCAGCUGCCUCAGAACCGUACAGCGCAAAUAAAGAUCUUCCUCAGGAAACACCUGUAGCAGAGGACAAAUGCAAGAACUUGAAGACCAAGCCCUUUCGCUGUAAACCAUGCCAGUAUGAAGCAGAAUCUGAAGAACAGUUUGUGCAUCACAUCCGAGUUCAUAGUGCCAAGAAAUUUUUUGUGGAAGAAAGUGCAGAGAAGCAAGCCAAAGCCAGGGAAUGUGGCUCUUCCACUGGGGAAGAGGGAGAUUUCUCCAAGGGCCCCAUUCGCUGUGACCGCUGUGGCUACAAUACCAAUCGCUAUGAUCACUAUACUGCUCACCUGAAACACCACACCCGAGCCGGGGACAAUGAGCGAGUCUACAAGUGCAUCAUUUGCACGUACACCACAGUAAGCGAAUAUCACUGGAGGAAACACUUGAGAAACCAUUUUCCAAGGAAAGUAUACACAUGUGGAAAAUGCAACUAUUUUUCAGACAGAAAAAACAAUUAUGUUCAGCAUGUUCGAACUCAUACAGGAGAACGUCCGUAUAAAUGUGAGCUUUGUCCUUAUUCAAGUUCUCAGAAAACUCAUCUAACCAGACAUAUGCGUACUCAUUCAGGUGAGAAGCCAUUUAAGUGUGACCAGUGCAGUUAUGUGGCCUCUAAUCAACAUGAAGUAACCCGUCACGCAAGACAGGUUCACAAUGGGCCUAAACCUCUUAACUGCCCACACUGUGACUACAAAACAGCAGAUAGAAGUAACUUCAAAAAACACGUGGAGCUACAUAUUAAUCCACGGCAGUUCAACUGCCCUGUAUGCGACUACGCAGCUUCCAAGAAGUGUAAUCUGCAGUAUCAUUUCAAAUCUAAGCAUCCUACUUGUCCUAAUAAGACCAUGGAUGUCUCAAAAGUGAAACUAAAGAAAACCAAAAAGCGAGAGGCUGACUUGCCUGAUAACAAAAUCACCAGUGAGAAAACAGAAACAGAGCAGACAAAAAUGAAGGGGGAUGUGACUGGGAAGAAAAACGAGAGGUCUGUCAAAGUAGAGAAAAAAGAUAAUGUUUCAAAAGAGAAAAAGCCUUGUAGUAAUGCCUCAAGCCAAGUGACUACCAGAACUCGCAAAUCGGCAAUGGAAGCUAAAGAAAUGGAUGUGCACCCAGGAAAUAAUUCAGAAAAAAGCUGUAAAAGCAAGAAAAGCAAAAGGAAGACAGAAGCUGAAGCCCGUUCCUUACAAGAACCUGUUAAUGAUGAGGAACCUGUGACAAAAAAGAAAAAGAAGGCAGAAAGCAAAUCCAGAAGUAGUCAGGAAGUGCCAAAGGGUGACAGCAAAGUAGAGGAGAAUAAAAAGCAAAGUAUUUGCAUGAAAAACAGUGCAAAGAAGAAAACUCUGAGAAGUAAACCAUGUAAAAAAAGCAGCAAGCCUGCUCAGAGGAGGCCCGCUCAGAUAGAGCCUCCUCCUCCCGUGGAGUCCGCUGAGGUGGGACCUGUUCAGGCGGAGCCGCCUCCCGCUGCCCCCCCAUCUCCUCCUCCUCCUCCUCCUCCUCUCCCCCCCGUGGGGCAUGCUGGGGUCGAGGUUGCUCAGACGGAGCUGCUGCCGCCCCCUCCUCCUCCUCCCCCAUCCCCUCCUCCUCCUCCUCCUCUCCCCGCUGUGGGGCACGCUGAGGUCGAGGUUGUUCAGAAGGGGCCUGUUCAUGCGGAGCCUCCUCCCCCCGUGGAGCCGAUGCCCAAAAGGUCUCCUCAGAAAGAUAAUGGGAAGGAAGAGCCCAACAUGCAGAGUGAAAUGGCGCAGAAGGAGCAAGUCCUUAUUGAAGUUGGCUUAGUGCCUGUUAAAGACAGGCAGCUUCUAAAGGAAAGUGCCGGUGCACAGGAUCUCUUACCACCAUCACCACCUCUGCCAAAGGAAAACCUAAAAGAGGAAGAGUCAGAAGACCAAAAAUUAGUCCCUGCAGGCGAAGGACAUAAAGAAGCUCCCCUUCAAAAAGUGGAAGCAGAAGAGGCAGAUCAGAGUCUAGCUGGUCUUGCUGCUGUUACCAAGGCAUCUGCCAAUAUUUCAUCCUCUGAACAAAACUUGAGUAUGCCAGAGGGUGAAACUUUAGAUGGUAAACAUCAGGCUGACACUAUGCUUUGUGAAAUGAAGAGGGACACUGAUGAGAAGAAAACAGAGAAUCCCCCCGGCAGAGACUCGGCAGUUGAAGAGUCAACUUCACCACCACUUCUUCCUCUACCGCUAGAAAAAUGUGAAGCAGUGUCCACAGCUACUGUGGCAUCACCUCCCGUCACCGUGGCAGUAAAUGAGUCUCAGGAAAUGGAUGAAGAUGAAGGCAUCCACAGUCAUGAUGGAAGUGACCUAAGUGACAACAUGUCAGAGGAUAGUGAUGAUUCUGGAUUGAAUGGGGCUCGGCCAGUUCCACAAGAGACUAGUAGAAAAAAUGGAAAGGAAGCCUUGGCAGUCAAAGUGGCCGAGGGAGAUUUUGUUUGUAUCUUCUGUGAUCGUUCUUUUAGAAAGGAAAAAGAUUACAGCAAACACCUCAAUCGCCAUUUGGUUAAUGUAUACUUCCUUGAAGAGGCAGCUCAAGGGCAGGAGUAAUUAAACUUUGGGCAAGGCUUCAGUUCUUAGUUUGUAAGGUCUCUGACAUUUUGUAUUCAUUUGUAGUAGUAGACAAACUUUUGUUUUUAAAAUUGCUUUAAUUAGUAUCCAAUCUUGAUUUUUAAGUGGCAUUCUUUUCCUUAGGAAUCCGUGUACCUAUUGAUGUACACAUUUUAGCAAAUCCAAGGGAGUUAGUGUAAUAAACCAGCAGACAUCUAAAUCUAUUAGCUUUUGCUUUUAAUUGAACCCAGAAUGCCAAGAUGGUAUUAGAGCAUUCUAUCGAUUUGUUCAGCUAUAACUUGUGAGUUUUUUCCUCAUGUCUAUCUUCCUGUUUCACUUUAGUUUAUUCUUAGUUCCUUGUUUAGCUCUGUAAAAAUUAGCAUACUUAAAUAGCAAAUUACUUGAAGAAUUUGCCUGCUUUAUAUAAAGUUAGCACUUUAAAAUUGUUUUAGAGAUGAGAAGAGACAUUUAAAUUGAAGAGAAAUUCUCCCAACAAUGGACGUUAUAUCAGUCCAAGUAUUUACUUCCUGAGUUUUGAUCAGUAUAUGUGUUUUGUGUAUGUCAAUCGUCAUAAAAAGUGAUUUUGGUGGGUUGUUUUUUUUUUCGGUGCUUUAAUGCCUUAAGAUGUUGCACAUUGUUGUUUUUAACCUAUGCAGUUAAAUUUUUUCUAGAAAUAGCAUUUGUGUUGUAACACUUUAUAUCUAUAUAUGCAUGUUUAUUUUGACCUCUUUGGAGGGAUGCUUAAGUCUUGUUUGCAAAAGAGCAGUUUUCUUUUCCCCUGCUGCAAUUGUCUUUUUUGCAGAAUAUUAGUCUGUUCAAAUUUGUGAGCAAAUGAAAGAUGCAGGUUCAGUCCAUUGAUUUUGAUUUUAACAUCUUAUAUCUAUGCCAGAAUCUGUAUUUCAUAUAAGUUAUUUAUUUUAAAUUGAUGUGGUGAAUCACAGCUCUCAGUUUGAACUUUACAAUAAAUAAACCACUAGGCUCUAUACUGAAUGGAUUUUUAUCUCAAGUACCAACCGUAAGUAAACUUUUGGUCUGUUUUAGUAGAUUUACUUCCUAAAUGUACGGUGUUAAAUCGUAUCUUAGAGGAAAACCUCUUCUCAUAGAUGGUUGGUGUUUAUAUGGCUACUCCGCUGAAUAAAGAACUGUAAUUUUUAUUUGGAAGCUGCCAAUCUGGAAUUAGGAGGCAUAAUUACUCCUUCAAGUUAUACAGGAUAUCAGUUUGUGAGAUUCCAAAGCCAUAGCGAUUAUACAGAAAACCUAGGAUGAGAAAGGUAGUAUGAGUGCUGGUAGACCAGCUGCUACUUCCUGUGAAUUCAAUGAAAAAGGCCUGGUGAAAGUUAAGUUCAGUCCAGAUUAAAAAAUCAUACUUUCUCAGGGAUGUCCUGGCUUUCCCGGGACAGCCUUUUUCUACAGGUGAGGCCUCAAAUGAAUAGAAGCUAUUCUGGUGUUCCUACAGGACCGCUUUGUAUGGAAAAGGGUAUGUACCCCAUAUUUGUUAGUAGGUUCUUUGGCCAGUCACCAAAGAAUAUGAAAGACUCUAACAUAGGUUUUUUUCCUUGCUGAUAAGUUAUUCAUUACAGUAAAAUAAAAUAUGAUCCCAGUAGGGAACUUUGAUUCUGAUCCUCGCAUGUUCUAUUCUGAAGUAACCACUUUAUAUUUCAUUUAUUUUCUUUUGUCUGGUGAUCUCUGAGGCAGGUUUCAGAGUUUGGCAAUGCAACAUGUGAAAGAUUAGGAAAAGUAUUAAAGUGUGGGUAGAAAACUUAUUAACCUGAGAGUGAAAUUUAAGGUAAAAGACAUUUGAACCUUGGAAUUGGCUGGGAGGCCAAAGAUUUAAAGAAGCAGAAGAUUUUCUCAAGACAUGAGUAAGUUGUUUGUUACUGGUGUGUGUUUUGUGUGCAUGAUGAGGAUUUGUAAAUGAUGUUGAAUUCUAGGUGAAUUCUCAGCUCUGACAAUCAUUGUCAAACAGAUCAAUCUGCAAAUAUUUAUGUUUUAAAACUUAAAUUAUAAAGCUAGUUAAACCUUUCUAACAACUAGAUUUAAUAUUCAUGUAUACAUUUUAUGUUAAAAAGUUACCUUUUACAGUACAUAUGAAAAUAUUCGUGUUAAGUUCAAAUUGGAGAUUGGGAAUCAGUUUGGGCAAGAGGUUUUGUGGAUUCUUUGACACUUCAAAAGAAAAAAAUAUGACUUCUGGGGAAUUGGACUAAUUUUCUUAUUUAGAUUUAAAACUAGAAUUCCAAAAACAAAAAUGUGAAUGAAAUUAAAACCUCUUAUUAUUAAAGUGAUCUGUGAAAACAUUGUUACUGGAAAUUGAAUGAACUUGAGGCCUUUCCUCCAGAAAACAAGGACUUGAUUGUCAGGCCUAUAUUAGGUUCUGAACCUUAAUGCCAUGUAUUUGUUCUUAUUAAAAAUUGUUUCAUUGAAAAGUAUAUUAGUAAUAUGAACUUCUGGUCUAGUUGGGAGUUCUUCCAUUUGAAAAAUGUGCUAUUUGCAUGAGACUGAAUCUUUUUGUUUUCUCAGUUUCCCCUCCACUGGAUAGGAUUGAAGCUAGACUUUUCCCUUUUUAUAACAGAAUAAAAAGUGAACAUCUUGUUUAUAAAUUGAUGUUUAGUAUUAGAGUGAAAGUUGAAAUACUUAGAAUACAUUAUAAGCCUAAUCCUAGGUAGCCUUGUAAAAAUAGAUCUCUUUUAACUAUCUUCUGCACCUAUAUUCACAUUGCUUUUCAAGAUAUUUUAAGUUAUAUUUUUUUCCUCUUUUCAGAGCUGCUUCUUUGGGGCUCUUUUUUUUUCGAUUGAGGUGUAAUUCACAAAGGGCUACAUUUUUUUGAUAAGACUUCUUAUAACUAUUGCUAGAUGUUUUGCUCUAGUCUUCCAGGAAGGGCCAUUUUAUUUUUUAGAGUCACUUCUAAAGUCGUGUGGUCCUUAACUUUGGGGACUCUUGCAUCUGAGUGCUAAUUCAGAUUUAAGCCUAAGUAACCUCAUUGCCUCUCACCCCAUGAAUGUUGACAAUGGAUGAAAUACUUUGCUGUAGUUCUGGACUAAAUUGCUGGGGAAGAAACUUAAUUUUCUUUUUUGCACAAAUCAGGAAAACAGCUACUGUGCAGAGUUUCCUUUUGACCUCAGCAGAUGAACUGGACUGAUAGUGUUAAUUCAGAUUUAAGAAAUUAUCUGAAUCUUGGUUUGAGUUGAUUCGGGAUCUACAUGCAAUAUUAACUAGAUGGGAUACCUUUUAUAUUUUCACAUGUAUACAUAGGCUCUCCUCACCCUCAUCAACAUCCAUUAGUUAUUGAACUUUGUGAACUGGCAUUGAAACAUUACAACAAUGUUUUGUUGCACCAGUUUUGUAAAGUUUUACAGUGCAAUACCUGUUACUUUUCAGAGACAAACCAAAGGUUAAUUUCUCAAGGAUCUUGCUGUUUGCUUUAGCAGCAUUUGAUGGAGUAUCUUUUUUAUAUAUAUAUACAUUUGUAAUAGAUGAAAAAUAAACCAGAUUGCAAAUCCUUGUUUUUUUUUUUGGAAGCAAACCAUGUACCAGGUUUUUGGUCCAAAUUGUGUAGGAUAAGUUAAAUUGCAUUCUAUUAACCCAUAUGAGUGUAUUUCUGUAUGCAUAGUUAAUGUUGAAAUAAAGUUUUAAAAAGCA
Balaenoptera ricei (Rice's whale) is the source of this 6990-nucleotide messenger RNA. It is a transcript of the gene REST, whose product is annotated as RE1 silencing transcription factor. Bases 409 to 3354 code for a protein of 981 amino acids. Gene Ontology annotation, cellular component: nucleus. The record is from RefSeq and is a predicted model, not a curated record. Lineage: Eukaryota; Metazoa; Chordata; Mammalia; Artiodactyla; Balaenopteridae. The transcript is spliced from 4 exons. Gene Ontology annotation, biological process: regulation of gene expression.